Molecule: messenger RNA, 648 nt
Organism: Ostreococcus lucimarinus CCE9901
Lineage: Eukaryota; Viridiplantae; Chlorophyta; Mamiellophyceae; Mamiellales; Bathycoccaceae
Exons: 1
Source: RefSeq, a predicted model, not a curated record
GUGCUGGAGACGGAGAUCGGGAACGGGGUCGGGGCGAAACUGUGGAACGCGGCGGUGACGCUGAGCGAACGAUUGGCGCGAACGCCGGAAAUCGUGCGAGGGAAACGAGUGCUGGAAGUCGGCGCGGGGGUGGGGAUGUGCGGGAUUCUGUGCGCGAAGCUCGGGGCGGCGUUCGUGACGCUGUCGGAUUUCGAGGACGCUUUGCUCGACGCGCUCGAUCGAAGCGUCGCCGAUAACGGCGUCGGCGACGCGUGCGUCGCGCGCGCCGUCGAUUGGACCAAAGAAGCCGAGCGUCUUCCGACGCCCGCGGCGAAUCCGCGGCACGUCAUGCCCGACGACGCCGUGUUCGACGUCAUCAUCGGUUCCGACGUCCUGUACGAGCGUCAACACGUCGCCGCGCUUCCAGCGUGCGUCGAUCGUCGACUCGCGCGCGACGGCGUCUGCUGGCUCGUCAACGCGUCUCGCUACGCCGACAUGUUCCGCGAUCUCUUGGCCGCGUUCGACGCGCGCGGGUUCGACGUCGACGUCAUCGAGGACGAUUUAGCGCUCCGUCGCGCCGACCGCGAAUCCGCGCGGGUGAAAUCUUGGCACGACGACGGCGAAAAAACGCUUCGAUGUCGCCGCCGCGCGUCGUCGCCCGCGCCGUAG